Molecule: messenger RNA, 1903 nt
Organism: Ornithorhynchus anatinus (platypus)
Lineage: Eukaryota; Metazoa; Chordata; Mammalia; Monotremata; Ornithorhynchidae
Gene: CENPL
Product: centromere protein L
Exons: 6
Coding region: 490-1509 (339 amino acids)
Source: RefSeq, a predicted model, not a curated record
CGGGGGUCGCCUCGGCCUCCGCACUUUUCUUUUUCCUGGUAAUUUUCUCCUUUUGCCUUUGGCCUCUCCCUCGCAGAGGGGGAUCCCCCAGGGGGAAGAGACCCCGGCCCGUCCUCGAGGAGGGUGGAGGCGACGGCUGGGGGUGAGUGCUCCGUUGGACUUUGCAGGCGCUCAGUACAGCGCUCUGCGCACAAUGAGGAAACUGAAGCACAGAGCGAUUAAGCAAUUCACCCAGGGUCACACAGGCCAGUGUCAGAGCUGGCAUUUGGGCCUAGGUACUCGGUCUCCCUGUGUUCUUUCUACAGGGCCAUACUAGUGGCCAGCCAAGACACCGUCAAGACAAAUGUUCAUCAAUUUUCUUUUUCUGAGGGGAGCGGAUGAUGCCAAGUUUAUAGGAAAUGGAUAGUGCUGCAUCUUUUCUAACCUGUGACAAGCUACCACUUUUUAAUAUAUUUUUUUCAACUGUGCAGUAAUUGCUAUUUUCAGACUAUGGAUACUUCUGACAUACGGGAAGCUGCUUCCUUAGGAGGAGAAACUCUGAGGCUUAAAAAUUACAAUAGACAACUGGCAUCAUUGAGGAAGCAGACCCCAUUUGGUCAAACACCAAGUCGAAGGAGAAUUUCCCUAAAUUCACCAUUGCAGGAAAAUGCCGACCCUCAAAAGAUUGCCUUCCUUCUUCACAAACAGUGGACUUUAUACAGCCUGACUCCAAUGUAUAGGUUCUCGCAUGAUAAUUUCAAAGAGUAUUCUAGGCUUCUGAAUGCUUUCAUUGCUGCCGAAAAGCAGAAGGGCGUCGCUGUAGAAGUGGGUAAAGAACUCAACUUCAGAGUGACCUUCUCCGCUCUCCUUGGCAUGAAAGGAACCCAGCGGGACCCUGGAGCAUUUCUUGUACAGAUUCUGUCAAAAUUCCAGACGUCAUCUAAACCUGCAGAAGACAGAGUGGUUUGGACAGGCUGGUUCUGCUGUACAUCUGGAGACAGCCUUUUGGAGAGCAUUACAGAGGAUUUUACAUGUCUACCCCUGUUCCUUGCAAAUGGAGCCGAAUCCAACACUGCCAUUGUUGGAACCUGGUUUCAGAGAACCUUUGACUGCAACUUCAGUCGCUUAAAAAUCAGCGCCCUCAACCUUUCCUGGAUGGCAGCCCUGUGGAGUGCAAGCAGUUUAGACCACCACAUGGUUCCUCUGGAAUUUUUGUGGUCUGUGCCCUGCAGUCCUCAUAGCCUGGACAUUUCAUACUCAAUACACCCUGAUGAUGCCCAAGCUCUGUGGAACCACGUCCACAAAACCCUGGAGGAGAUCACACAGGAAGAAGUUGACUUAUUUAUAGACUGCCUCUGUUCACACUUCCACAGACAUUUCAAAAUCCACUUGACAGCCACGAGACUUGUCCGUGUUUCAACUGCCAUAGCUUCCGCACAUACCGAUGGAAAAAUAAAGAUUUUGAAUAGUAAAUACCUGACUGGAGUGUUGGCCCUGCUAACAGAACUGGCAAUUGCUGAAAUCCAGUGACAUUUCAUAUGGGAUAAACAUUAUACAAUAUUAUGUAUAAGAUUUCCUUCACUAUUCUCUGUUGACAUUUCAGGUGAAAUAAGACCAGAGCCCCAGUGAGUUGGGGCUCUGAUGUAUGAGCAUAAGAGAACAUUUUUAUUAUGGUCUCUUUUUUGACCUGCCUAGCUUGUUACACUGCCUAAAGAUUUUAAUGUAUCCCUAUGCACUUGAGCUCUUGCAGUGAGUUUGUCGCUUGGAAUAGAAGAAACCUAAUUUCCCAGCAGUAUAUUAACUAAACAUUCAAACUUUAGCCACUAUUCAGUCUUUAGUUUGUAAAGCCUUUGUCUUGUCAUAUUUAGAUAAAUUCUAGUGGUUGAUGAAUGUAAUAGUUUAUAUUAAAGCACCCAAAACAUCA